This is a messenger RNA of Vigna angularis (adzuki bean), 618 nucleotides long. RefSeq lists its product as uncharacterized. Lineage: Eukaryota; Viridiplantae; Streptophyta; Magnoliopsida; Fabales; Fabaceae. Bases 1 to 618 code for a protein of 205 amino acids. The record is from RefSeq and is a predicted model, not a curated record. The transcript has a single exon.
AUGUUUGAACGACAGUUCUCUGCUGGUAGAGCUCACAAUUUGACGUACCUGGAGUUGACGAAUAUAAAGCAGGAGAAGGGAGAAAGUCUUAGAGACUUCAUGGAUCGGUUCAAUAGGACCGCUAGGCAAGUAAGGGGAGUAGGCAAGAAGUUUACCAUUAGCACUCUGGCCACCGCGUUGAGGCCUUCCCCUUUCGCCGAUAAUCUGUUUACGGAACCCCCAUUAACCCUGGAUGAGUUACAAGAGAGAGCCGCUCGGUUCAUCAGAAUAAAGGAGAUGAGAGCUGUUCAGAGGCGACAAGAGGAACAGAGCUCGAAUUCUGGGCAAAAGAAGAAGGAGGGUAAGAAGUCGUUCGUGCCUGGCGAACGGCCAAAGGGCCAGAGAUACAGAGAUGGUCCAAAAGGGGCUAGAUUCGAAAGGUAUACCUCGUUAAAUAUGCCAAGGGCUAGAGUCUUGGAAGAAGCCCUAAGUACAGACCUUAUCCGAUUAAGGCCUUCUCGGUUGUCACCCAAAGCCGACGGGACUAAACAUUGCACCUAUCAUCUAAACAUAGGGCAUACCACCGAAAACUGCACGGUGUUGAAGGAUAAGGUGGAGGAGCUCAUCCGAGCAAACUGA